Messenger RNA from Aspergillus saccharolyticus JOP 1030-1, 811 nucleotides. Its product is annotated as 60S ribosomal protein uL1. Gene Ontology annotation, biological process: translation. Bases 43 to 696 code for a protein of 217 amino acids. Gene Ontology annotation, molecular function: structural constituent of ribosome; RNA binding. Gene Ontology annotation, cellular component: large ribosomal subunit. The record is from RefSeq and is a predicted model, not a curated record. Lineage: Eukaryota; Fungi; Ascomycota; Eurotiomycetes; Eurotiales; Aspergillaceae. The transcript is spliced from 4 exons.
AUAGGAAUUUGAAAGGAUUCUUUUGGAAGACUGUCCAGCAAAAUGUCCAAGAUCACAGUCGCCGGAGUGCGCCAGAAUGUUGAGCAGCUGCUCAACUACUCUCAGAAUGAGAAGAAGAGAAACUUCCUCGAGACCGUCGAGCUCCAGAUCGGUCUGAAGAACUACGACCCCCAGCGUGACAAGCGUUUCUCUGGCACCAUCAAGCUGCCCACCAUCCCCCGCCCUAACAUGAGCAUCUGUGUUCUUGGUGACCAGCACGAUCUCGACCGUGCUAAGCACUUCGGUGUUGACGCCAUGUCCGCUGAUGACCUCAAGAAGCUGAACAAGAACAAGAAGCUCAUCAAGAAGCUUGCUCGCAAGUACGAUGCCUUCGUCGCUUCCGACUCCCUCAUCAAGCAGAUCCCCCGUCUCUUGGGUCCUGGUCUUUCCAAGGCCGGAAAGUUCCCUACCCCCGUCUCCCACGCUGAGGACUUGGCCAACAAGAUCAACGAGAUCAAGGCCACCAUCAAGUUCCAGCUUAAGAAGGUUCUCUGCUUGGGUGUUGCCGUCGGUAACGUUGGCAUGACCGAGGACGAGCUCGUCGCCAACACCAUGCUGGCCAUCAACUACCUCGUCUCCCUGCUCAAGAAGGGCUGGCAGAACGUUGGUAGCCUUGUCCUCAAGGCUACCAUGUCUCCUCCCAAGCGUCUCUACUAAGAGACUCUUACGCUUUGCUGCGUUGGAGGGUUCUUUUUUUUUGAGAGGGAUUUAUUAGGGCUGGGAUUUUAUAGGCCUUAGUUGACUCUACGGAAAUUUGACCCACGACUUCAUG